AGCCUGGCCACGCAAACAGUGAAACACAGAUAGAGUGAGGUACAAUUAUCUUGUAUAACACUUCAUCUUCUCGUUCCCAUAAGGAAUUUGAGCAGGUAUUUUGGAAAUAACAUGACACCCAUUUUGACCUAUGGGAUAAUAUCAUUGCUUUUCUUCAACUGUCAGGCAAAUGACUUGUUUGUACAGAAAUCAGCUGCUACACAGUUCCUACCUCGAUUUCGUAGAGCUAACUGGUGGAGAUUGUCUGAAAUUUUGUCCGGGAAUCUGGAAAAGGAAUGCUGUGAAGAGACCUGUUCCAAAGAAGAGGCUCGGGAGGUUUUUGAAAAUGACAAAAUCACUGAAAUAUUCUGGCACUUUUACAGUCAUGGAAAUAAUUCACAUCUCCUAUACCUUCUGGAAAAUGCAUCAAAAAUUGUUGAAGAGCAAAUGAAAAUUUAUGAACUUAAAAAGGAGCUCACUGAAAAAAAACAAGAAAUCCAUGACUUACAAGAUCAACUCGUAGCAAAAUUAGAAAGUUGUGUUGAUGAUAAGUAAUAGGAAAGACAUUUUAUUUUCCCUGUUACAUUCUGCUAAGGCAGAAUCAAACUUAAAUUUAUGUUAAAAUUGUAGUGAAUCGCUUUUUGAUCAAUAAAAUUGAGGUAUGAAUGAUAAACGUUAUAAAUACAUUGUAUUUAGGCCUGUUUCAUUUGUCUUUUCACCUGUACCUUCAGAUACUAUUGUAAUUUGAAUUUAAUAUUUAAGCUAUAA
Molecule: messenger RNA, 747 nt
Organism: Stegostoma tigrinum
Lineage: Eukaryota; Metazoa; Chordata; Chondrichthyes; Orectolobiformes; Stegostomatidae
Product: vitamin K-dependent protein Z-like
Exons: 4
Coding region: 112-534 (140 amino acids)
Cellular component (GO): extracellular region
Molecular function (GO): calcium ion binding
Source: RefSeq, a predicted model, not a curated record